Messenger RNA from Drosophila rhopaloa, 5580 nucleotides. RefSeq lists its product as uncharacterized. Lineage: Eukaryota; Metazoa; Arthropoda; Insecta; Diptera; Drosophilidae. Bases 137 to 5383 code for a protein of 1748 amino acids. The transcript is spliced from 4 exons. The record is from RefSeq and is a predicted model, not a curated record.
CACACCAUGCGCUUGGCUAUGGAGGAAUUUUUAAAGACGUUGGUUGUUUGAUUUUCCGCUCAAACUCGUUUCGACUCCUAGUGCGUAAAUGCUGCCUUAUAUCCGUAUAUGUAUACUGUAGAUAUUGAUAGAGCAAAUGGCUCUGCAGAUAACGGUGAACGGAAAAUUCGGGGCCAACUUGAGGAAGCCCAUAAGUCGACUAGAUGACCCAGAGCGGGUACGCAAAGAUCUCGAGAGCGAGCGUCGCAUAACUCGUUUGCAGCAGGUGCGUGAGAAGUCCAACCACCUGGCACGCAAGAUACGCGAGGAUGUGGCGGCCGAAAAAAAGCGUCAAAUCGACAAACUGGAGCAGGUCAAACAAAAGGAGUUAAACGCGUGGCGUGAGCAUGUUUUGGUCAAAAAGCACCAGGACUACCGCUCGGCCGUUUUUCAAGUGGGCGCCGCCCACCGCGCGGCAAGGGAGGAAAACCUGCGUAUCGAGCAGCAGCGACAGGAGAAAGACGAGAAAAUUCAGAGGUGCCGCAAGCAGGCCUUGAAAAGAUCGGGAAAAGCGUCUGUGGAGCUGCGAGCCACAAACGGAAUGAAUCUUAAUGUCGAGGGGCGCGCAACAGCGGGCACACAGACGCCCAUGAUGGAGGACAAAGAGAAUCGGCUGGCCAGUGGCUGCCACAAACCUAGCUGCAAAGGCAAACGCAAAAGGAAAACCAGCUGUGGUUGCGCCACCACCGAGGAGGAGGAUUCCUCCCAGGACGACUCUUCAAUCCUGCUGAGCCAGAGUCCAGUCAGCAAUCGCCGUCUUCAGAAGACUCCUCCCAUAAUCCUAGACGUGGAGAUCGAUGACACGAUCUCCGAAACUACAAACAACCCCGAAGGUUUGGAAAUCAACGAUAGAUUCAUCCAAACCAACCGCAAAUUCAGCCAUGUGGUAAGACCGAGUGAGGAUGAAGGCCAGCGCCGGCCAAGAUUCACCCAGAUCAGCGAUCUGGUGAGGAGAACCGAGACAACUACAACUAUUCGAACUGAGCCAGGACAGAGAAACGCUCCAGAUCAAAACCCAUCUCCAUCUGCGCCCCCUAGUCCCACUAAAUCUCUUCCACGAUCGCCCAAGAAAACUUCAGAGCGCGUUGAGGCAGCUGCCCCUGUAGCUGCCAAAAAAUCAAACAACAAAGCCGCCACUGGAUCACCCAAGAAAUCGGUCACAACUUCACGCCAGCAACAGACGGCCAAGCGAACAGGUUUGAAAUCCAAUCCAGCUCCCGCCAAAGUUAUAGAUGCGGGAAUUCGACGUGGUCAGAAGGGCAAGGCUCCAGCUACGCUGCCAAUAAUUACUACCAUACAGGAGCCAUCAGAACAGGAACCUCCUCGAAAUCUUCAACCCAUUCCAGAGCAGAACAUGCCAUCCAUGUCGAAUCCUCCGAUGCAACACUGCUUUCCUCCGCCGCAGGCUCAGCCCUAUAUGCAUCCCUAUACGCAACAACCGAUGCAGCCAUAUGCGAUGCCAUAUUCGAUGCCGUUUCCCAUGCAAAACCAGUAUCCACAGCCGCAUAUGAUGUAUGCCCCCCAGCAAAUGAUGCCUGUUCAGCCAGCUGUUCAUGUGCCCGCUGUUACUGCUCCGCCAAGCACUGCCACCCACUCCACCGUUUCCACCUCCACUUUUGUCAUGUCGUCGCGACAGGAUCCAAAGACAACUCAAUCCGGACGCGUUCAGUUCUACGAUCAUGGCAAUAAAUACCAUCGAACUUAUGAUGCACCAUCGGAAUCUGUGCAAUGCAAUGAAAAGGAUGCCACCCAACUAACCGCCAUGGAUCAUGCCCGUAUCGAGAACCAGCUGAGGGAACUGCGGGAACAUGAACUGGACAAACUUAGGAAAAUUAGCAACGAUCGGGGACAGAAGGCUUUGGAACGUGAGCAAGUGCGUCGGGAUUGUGCUGAGUUGACCGAGAAGCUUGAUGCCUUAACCCAACAGCAACCACAACUAUUGCCCAGCGAUGCUAAUAUCAUACCGAGCCAUCGGUUCGCGGAUGUGGCUGCCAGACGAGAGCAAAAAAUGAACGAGGCCAUGGAACAGAUGCUGCUUCGUCCGGCGAUAAUCACUUGCCCAGAGGUACGGACCCAACCUUCAAGCACGACGAGAAGCAAAUCCAAUGUUCCAACGGCUGUAAAUGUAGGCGAACCACCUGUUCAAAUGGGUCGAGAUAAUCUGGGCAGCACCGAGAGUUGCUGCUCCAUCCUCCUCCACUAUGUGGAUGACCAGAGCAAGCAGCUGAGGUCGGACCUGAAGGCCGAGCAGUCCAAUUCCCUGAAAUCCAUAAGGUUGCGCAAUUUGCUAGACCGCAUCGAAAAAAUCCGAGGCCAACUGUUGGAGGAGCUGAAGGCGGGUGAGAGUGUGGGAUCGAAGGGUGACAAUGCCCAGGAAAUGAUCAAUACGAUACGACAGGAGCGGGCGGACAUAUUGUCGGAACGAACGAAGACGCUUAACGAACGAGAAUCAGAUCUGCAGCAGAAGGAAGCUAUUUUAGAGCAGCGUUUGAGGAAGUUUUACAAAGAGACGAAGAGUAAAAAAUCCAGUGAAGGAGAUCAGGCCAAAUCUUCCGCAAAGGAAGACGGGCCAUUGGAGAUCAUCAUCAAAGUAAAAAGCGACGGAACUGUGAAGCAAUAUGUGCCGAGGGGUAAAUCCAAAGCCAAAACAAAAGCGGGAACCAUCGAAAGUGAGAAAGAAGUGUCCCCGGGCACAACGGAAAGCACGCCCAGAGAAGAGCCACAAAAGCAGCCAGAAAAGGCAAACGGGAAGCGACCCUUGCCAGAAGACCAGCGUCAGAAUUCGAUAGAUUCCAACUCCACCGCCUAUCGCAGUCUGCCUCCAGUGAGCUACAGGAGUUUCAAUCCGGGAACGAAUUCCAUGCCAUCUCCUCCGGCGGCUCCUGCUCCUGCGCCACUUCAUCCCCUCGUUGCCCAGUACAUUAAUCGCUUGCUAGGCAUGACCCGCCAAAACGUAGAUGAAAUGGGCGUGAGUUCUUCGUAUGUGGCCACACCCUCAACUUCGAUCAUCAACUCAUCGAGAAACAUAUCCCCUUGCGUCGAUGCUGAAACGGAAGGAACUCAACGGGACCAGGAUGACGAAACUGUGGUAAAUGAACAGCGCAUGGAACAGGUACAUACCUUUAUCGCCGAUAAUCGCACCUUUAUCAACGAUUUGGAAGAAUCCAUACGCUGUCAACAGCAAUUGCAGAAAGACCAGCAGGACAAAGAGAAAAGUCUGCAGGCAUUGGAUCAGAUAUGGAACAAGCGAUUGGCCAAGAAUUUUGAAGAUUGUCAGUCGAAUAAUAAAGGAUGGGAGCAGAGGACGGAAAAGAUGUCGGCACGGGGAGAAAGAAAAAAUGUUCAGGGUCAGCGGGAAAGGGAAAAGGGCCCAACUCAAGGUGAAAAGGACAGAAUUCUUGAAUUUGAAAAUAGGGAAAGACAGCAGCAAAGCAGCGGUCAUCAGCGGAACUCCGCGCAACAGCGUAAAGGCACAAAAGAGAGUCCUGGCGGAAUAUCCUUAAGCUUACCAACCGAUGUGCCCAGUGGCAAAAGCACAUCACGCUUUGUGGCUGAAAAAACGAAGUCACAAUCUACCAGCGAGGACUCACCUGCCCGUCAUAUGGAGCGCUACGCUCAGGUCACGGAAAAUUGCACUAAGCGCAUUGCCGAGCUCACGGAUCUCAUCACCAAGGUGCGCGAGGAAAAGCAGCGACUGGUGGAGGUCACACUUACAUCGAACAGCGAUGGCGAGCGCCAAUCCACCGAGUAUUUUGACCUCCCAACAGGACAGCAGCAAACCAGAUGCAGGACUUUGUCUGAUCGCAGCGAUUCCCAAACACCAUCGACCUCGGAAGCGUUGCCAUUGCAGAAGAAUAAACCCACAGCAGCUAGCAGGGAUAGUGGCAUCGCUGACUCGCGUCCAAUUACGGCCCAGGGGCAAGUGAAUGUGGAUGUGGAACCUAUUUCACUUGGCUCCUCGACGCAGAGCAACACAGCGCGUGGCCGAAUGAAGGCUCCUCCGGCCACCAUCCGACGCUACAGUCCCCAGCUAAAUGCCGAGGACUUGGCCCACGAGCUGUCCACCAUCACGGAAGUGGAAACGCCGGGACAGUCGCACAUUGUGGCCGCCACUCCGGCGCCCAAGCCGUUUCCCAGCUUCGAUCAGUAUGCCAGGGAAUUGCAGUUGGAUCUGGCGCGGAUGGAUGCGGAUCAGAGUCAGCGACUGCAGAGUGAAUUCAACGAACUGGUCCACGUUAUUAAUCAGCGAACUGGAGGAUCCGACUACCGUGAGUUUCCUAGCAUAAAUGCCUAUCUUCAUAACAUGACCAGCACCCGAAUCCACCUGGAGAUAGGUCAGGAUCACGAGCAGGCCACUGUGUCACCGGCAGAGUUGAUGCGUCAGCUGCGGGUGGUCAAUGAUAAUAUGCAGGAUUUCCCCAGGCGCAGAGAGUAUUUGGAGAAACUGCUGGCCAAGCAACCAGCCGAUCAGAGGGAACUGAUAGACAGUGCCAGUAUCGAGCAGGAUUCAUCAGAUUCGCUUAACGUAGAAGAAGAACUGCGUCAGAGAAAUAUAUUGCAGAGCUCGUUUCGUCGGCGUAAUGCGACAGACACUACAUUGAUGGGUCAGCAGGAGGUGGCCAGCAGUACGAGGCGGGAAAGCGUGGCCCCGCAAACCAACGAUCAACCCAACGAGAGUGGAAUUGAUCCUCUGUCGGGCAGCAACUUUUCCAGCGAUGCGGAGCAGAGAGGUCCAUGCUGGCAUGCCACAAUGCAUCAGCGGCAACAGCAGGCAGAUGAAUUGUGCAGCAGUACCACUACUUCAUCGCCGGAAAGGCAUCCCCGGCGAUCCAGGUUGCGGGGCGGUGAGAAUCACAGCCACAGGUCCAAGGACGACUCUAGAUUGCAGGAUGCAAGUCAGAUUGGGAGAACCUUGAACCUAAGAGAAUUUCUGACCCGGGAGCUUCUGAAACAUCGAGUGAAUGCCGGCGAAACUUCAGAGAGUUCAGAUGAAUCCCUGAGGGGACAUUUCCUCAAGUCUGUCCUCCAUUCAUUCUCGCCCAGCAGCAAUACCCAAACAGUUGGCGUGGGACUCAGCCAUGCGACCGGAGCAACCAACGACAGGCAAAAGACCUCCACUCCUGUGGGAUCAUUCCUUUCCAUUCCAGACAAGUCCGGAUCGGUUCACAGCAUCGGCUCCCAGCUUUUCUCCGGUGAGAGUCACAUUUCACUGGUGCACUAUCCGGAUGGCACUCCCCCCGUUCCCUAUGAACAACAAAGUAAACAGAGUACAAAUCAGACUCGCCAGUUCUCAGGUCAAAUAUCAGGCGUAAAAUCAUCCCAUCGAAGAUCACCUCGAAAGUAAUGGCAUGUUCAAUUAAUUUCUUUGGGUUUUAAUAUGACUCUUAUGACAAUUAUUUAUAUUUUAAUAACUGCAAUUAUGAAUCCAAAACAUGACUAAACAAUCGCACCCACUUUGCUCACUAUAUCUGUUAGAUUUUAAAUUGUAUAAUUUAAUUGUAUUAGACAUUUUUAUAUUUUAAUAAACUCGGCAAAUAUUUA